CUUCCUCCCUCCUUCACGUCCGUCACUACGUAGUGUCGCUUUUCCGGAAAAGGAAAGUGCCAGCUCCUCCACUAGAGCCACACGCGCGCCCCCUCCCACUCCGCGAGCCCCCGGGUCAGGGGAAGUUCUAGUCUGGGUUUGUUUGGGGCUGGGAGGAGAGAAGAGGAGGGCACAGGCGAAAGUUAGAGAGUCGGGAUGCCCCAUGCUGGGUUGUCCCGGGGGAGCGCAAUCAGGCUGGCCCCACCUCCUUGCCUCGGCCCCGCCCCUGCCGCCCGUGUGAUUCUUCUCCCGCUAGUCUAGUGAAAAGCCGCCUCGGGCUCGGGUGGAGUUGGCGCGAGACGGACCCGGCGCGAGCUCUAGCGGAAGGGGGCCGGGAGCCACGCGCCCUGCCUAGCGGGAGCCACGUGCCGCCGCCGGAGAGAGGGAAAUCCCCGGGAGCGAGCGAAGCGGCGAGGCCGGCGGGUUCACGCGGGGCCGCGGCCCCGGCCACGGCCACGUGCUUUUUGGCGGUGGGAUGGAGCUGGAGGAGAGCGGCAUCCGCGAGGAGUGCGGCGUGUUCGGCUGCAUCGCUUCGGGAGAGUGGCCCACGCAGCUGGAUGUGCCCCAUGUGAUCACACUAGGGCUCGUGGGGCUUCAGCACCGGGGUCAGGAGAGUGCUGGAAUUGUGACAAGUGAUGGAUAUGGUUUAAUGCCAACAAUUCGAACCCACAAGGGACUGGGUCUUGUAAAUCACGUAUUUACUGAAGAUAAUUUGAAGAAGCUGUAUGUCUCAAACCUUGGAAUUGGUCACACAAGGUACGCCACAACCGGGAACUGUGAAUUAGAGAAUUGUCAGCCCUUUGUUGUUGAAACUCUCCAUGGGAAGAUUGCAGUGGCACAUAAUGGAGAAUUAAUAAACUCUGUUCGUCUGAGGAAAAAGCUUCUGCGCCAUGGAGUUGGGUUGUCAACAGGUUCUGACAGUGAGAUGAUCACCCAGUUGCUGGCAUAUACACCUCCACAUGAAAGGGAUGACAGCCCUGACUGGGUGGCAAGAAUUAAGAAUUUAAUGAAAGAAGCCCCUACAUCAUACUCCUUACUUAUUAUGCACAGAGAUGCUAUUUAUGCAGUAAGAGAUCCCUAUGGAAAUCGCCCCCUGUGCAUUGGACGUCUUAUUCCUGUUUCUGAUAUAAAUGGAAGAGGAAGAAAUAAUUCUGCAACUGAAGGAUGGGUGGUAUCAUCUGAGUCCUGCAGUUUUUUAUCUAUUGGUGCUGUGUAUUAUCGUGAAAUUUUACCGGGAGAAAUUGUGAAAAUAUCCAGACAUAAUGUUCAGACUCUUGAUAUUGUACCAAGGUCUGGAGGAGAUCCAGUGGCUUUCUGUAUCUUUGAAUAUGUUUAUUUUGCAAGACCAGAUAGUAUAUUUGAAGGUCAGAUGGUAUACACAGUUAGACACCGAUGUGGUCAGCAACUGGCCAUUGAAGCCCCUGUGGAUGCAGAUUUGGUUAGCACUGUUCCUGAAUCGGCCACACCAGCAGCUCUUGGUUAUGCAGGAAAGUGUGGUCUUCCAUAUGUAGAAGUACUUUGUAAAAAUCGUUAUGUAGGAAGAACAUUCAUUCAACCAAAUAUGAGAUUAAGACAGCUCGGUGUGGCAAAAAAAUUUGGAGUCCUUUCUGAUAAUUUUAAAGGCAAACGGAUUGUCCUGAUAGAUGAUUCCAUCGUAAGAGGCAAUACCAUUUCACCCAUAAUUAAGUUGCUCAAAGAAUCUGGAGCAAAAGAGGUUCAUAUUCGAGUAGCUUCACCACCAAUAAGAUUCCCAUGCUACAUGGGAAUAAAUAUUCCAACAAAAGAAGAGCUUAUUGCCAAUAGGCCUGAAUUUGGUGAUCUUGCAAAAUAUAUAGGGGCUAAUAGUGUCAUAUAUCUGUCUGUGGAAGGUUUAAUAUCAUCUGUGCAAGAAGGGAUGAAAUUGAAGAAGCAAAAAAUAGAGAAGCAAGAAAAUAUAAUUCAAGAAAAUGGAAAUGGUCUGAAAUACUUUGAAAAGCAUGGGCAUUGUACAGCAUGUCUCACUGGAGACUAUCCUGUAAAAUUAGAAUGGUGAAUGUGUCAUCGAAUGGUGGGUGGAAAAAGGGGGAAAAAAAAGGUGUGAUAUAAAAUUGAACUUAAAAAAUCAAAAGUUUGAAUCAAAAGUUAUGCCUUAUGUGUUACUAAAAGUAGUUUUUAACACCUCAAAUCCUGCAACAUGCUUUUGUUUGCCUUUGUAAUCUUGUUUAUUUGGUUUUUUUAAUAAGAUGUGAAAACCAAAGUGUUUUAAUAUCUUGAAUAUCCUAGAUUUAAUACACUCAAGUAAUAUCUAGGAAUGUUGGGUAUUGCUUUCAGCUUUAUCAAAUAGUUCAGCAAAAACUCUUAGGGCACUGUUAGUGGGAUUUUACAAAUUUUGUUUGAAGCUAUCAAACAAAUAUAGGACAAAAUUUCAAGUUUGUGCUACGAGGGAAUUUCAAUUACCAUACUUGCCAAAAAAUUCUCAUAGGAUUUUACUAUUUUUAUUUAAUGAAUAAACUGAAUGCUUUCAUAAUUGAGUUUUCUUCAUAAAUCAGUGUCUUAGCAUAGCAGAAUGGGAGAGGAGGUCUUAUUUGUUACAUUGGUAUAUGUACUAUCUAUACCAGUUUCACUAUUACAAGGCAGGUGAGUUGACAAGGUGUUCAUAACUUCAAGAAUAUCCCACAAAAGAGUAGAAUGAAGAGUCCAUGGGGAUUUGUUGUAUACAGUACAGAUAUGUAGUAUGGAAACUAUAGUAGUACAAAGUAUUUGUUUAUUCAUAUCCCCAGAUUUUUCUAUCACUGAAAAAUAAAACUAUCUUCUAGACCAGGGAAUUCAUGGAGUUAAAAACAAUUUUUAAAAAAAUAACUUGUCUUUCACUUGUAAUUUGUUUCAUUAUUAAACUUAUGUAUUUUAUUUUAUUUUAUUUUUAAAUGCUUGUGGUCUCAAGGGGCUUGGGGGGAGGAAAGGAAACAAUUUCAGACUCAAAUUUUAAAAAACUGUUUAAAAAAACUGUUUACUGUGAUUGAGAAUAAAAAUUAAAUGUUUAAAAAAGUUAUUUGAGAAGGGGUUCUUAGGCUUCAUGAGACUGCCCAUGGAAUAAUAAAGAAUCCAUGGACCUAGGAUAAAAACUAGGAACCAUUCUAGUUUGUUGUGUUUUAUUUUGCAACUUAGGUUUCUUGGAUGAAACUGAACUAUUUCAUUGUUUACUGUAUCCCUGCUGGUAAUGUCACAAAAAUGAAUGUAAGUAAGGGCAUGUCUCCUGGACCUAUAGGGAAGAAGAGCAGAGCAAUUGAAAAUAAUUUUGACUUUAUUUUGGUACUCAUAUUUUUAGUAGUUGUUUGAACCUAUUUUCUGAACUGCGUCUGAGGUGCUCCAGGAAAAAAACCUCUUGAAACAUUAAGUAAAAUGCUCUGCAGGAGGGCUGUUUUUUUUUUUUACCCUUUGAUUAAAAUUUGAGCAUGACCUUUAAAAACAUAACAUUGGUUAGUCUAGUAGUUAACAUGACAUUCUCAUGUUUGCAACUGAUCAAUUAUUUUCAUAAGUUCAAAAAGGUAAACUUGUAUAGAUUGAUAGAUACAUAUUCAAGGUAACUUUUUUAUAUAUUUUAAAAAUCAUGGAAAAUUGAUAUUUUUUGUGCUCAUAUUCAGGUGAUGAUGCAGCCACAAUUAGGCUUUUUUUGGUGGUAGUGGUGGGGAUUUGAAAAUAUCUAGGUGGCACAUUGGAUAAAGCACCAGUCUUGAAGUCAGGAGGACCCGAGUUCAAAAUCUGGUUCUCAGACACUUAACAUUUCCUAGCUCUGUGACUUCAGGCAAGUCACUUAACCCUAAUUGCCUCAGCAAAAAAAAAGAAAAAAGAAAAUACAAACCUUAAAGAUUUUAACUCUUUAGCCUUUGGGGCAAAUAUUUAAAAUAUAUAAAUCAUUUUGCUUUCUUAAUGUAACUGAAUUGAACAUUGUAUUUUAUGACACAACAUAUUUGAGGUUGUUAAUAAUGAUUUCUUAUUUGGUAUGUAUUUUCACAUAUCAACAGACAUCCAGGCAGUAUGUAGCAUCAUACAGUAAAUAGGUCUUGGGUAGCUUUCCUACAACCUGCCUUCAUCACUUGUUUAAAUAUCCAUGAGUGAAAAUGUUGCACAAGGAAGUUGGCAAAUUUACUUGUUCUGGCUCAUCCUCAUGCCCAGUAGCACAAAUGACAAGUCCCAUGUACUCGGUAUUCAUUUUCCAUAGGCUGCCAACUGCUCUUUCCCCAAAGUAGAGGCUCUGAUAGCAAUUUUAAAAGAAACCUUCUUGAUAAAGAAUAUUAUUUUGACAUGAGCCUGUAUCAUGUCAGAAUGAUUCUUUAUGUAUGUGGGUAGUUGGGAGUUAAGGCCUUUAAGUCAAAUGUUUGUAACAGCCUUACUUUGACUUAGCAGAUCAGAGACUCAGGGAAGUACUAAAUGAAAAUCUAAUUUGACAUUCA
Molecule: messenger RNA, 4469 nt
Organism: Antechinus flavipes (yellow-footed antechinus)
Lineage: Eukaryota; Metazoa; Chordata; Mammalia; Dasyuromorphia; Dasyuridae
Gene: PPAT
Product: phosphoribosyl pyrophosphate amidotransferase
Exons: 11
Coding region: 515-2071 (518 amino acids)
Biological process (GO): purine nucleobase biosynthetic process; purine nucleotide biosynthetic process
Molecular function (GO): amidophosphoribosyltransferase activity
Source: RefSeq, a predicted model, not a curated record